Neospora caninum is the source of this 3054-nucleotide messenger RNA. Its product is annotated as Os03g0343300 protein, related. NCBI's taxonomy places the organism in Eukaryota, Apicomplexa, Conoidasida, Eucoccidiorida, Sarcocystidae. The transcript is spliced from 9 exons. Gene Ontology annotation, biological process: rRNA processing. Gene Ontology annotation, cellular component: nucleolus; small-subunit processome. The coding region runs from base 1 to 3054 and encodes 1017 amino acids. The record is from RefSeq and is a predicted model, not a curated record.
AUGGGGCUGAAACGGGUAGCGCCGGGCGCUCUGCCGCGCUCGCUGAAGGCAGAAGAGGAGGAGGAAAAUCCGUGGCUAACAGCUAACUCACGAGCGGAAGAUAAGGAGGAAGAGAACGAAAUCCGCGAGGAGGAAGAAGAGGAAGAGGACGAAGAAGAGGAGGAUGAAGAGGAAGAGGACGAAGAAGAGGAGGAUGAAGAGGAAGAGGACGAAGAAGAGGAGGAUGAUGAGGAAGAGGACGAAGAAGAGGAGGAUGAAGAGGAAGUGAAUGGUUUGAGAGCGAGAUUGGAGAAGCAAAAGGGAAAAGAAGGAGUGCUGUUGUCGACAGACAAAAAGAAAUCUCGCGACAAAACUGCCCGUGAUGCCCUCUCCAUCUGCCGCCUCAUGAAGGACCUAGUUUCUGACAAAUGGGAUUCCUUUAAAGAAGCGGGAGACGAAGAAGAGGAAGAAGAUGAAGAAGAAGAGGACGAAGAAGAAGAGGAAGAAGAAGAAGAGGAAGAAGAAGAAGAGGAAGAAGAAGAAACAGCGUCUUCAAAGUCAGAGUUGCUCAAGUCCCUGCAGCGCAUGCAGAGGACGGAAGAGGAAGAGGUUGAUCCGUUCGAAGGCGUCUCUGAGCACGCGCUUUCUCUGUUGAAGAACGAGGUUGGAAAACGGAAAUCUGCAACGAUCUCUCAGUCGGACUCGGGAGAAGAUGAGAGCGGAGACGACAGCCGAAGCGGCGCACCUCCGGAUGGAGACAGUGCACAUUCUCUCUCCUUUUCCUCGCUUCUCAAUUCGCUCUCGGCAACACCGAGCCGCAGUGGUUUGCGCAAACAGCUGGAGUCUCUCGCGCGGCCGCGCGUCGCCCCUGCGGCGUCUUCCGCGUCUGCGCUCGAGCGCGAGGCGCCUGUCGACGAAGACGUCGUUCAAGAGCCUCUCGGCCCUUCGCAGCAAAAACUUUUGCUGCGCACUGCGGCGUACGAACAGGCGAAAGAAAGUGCGAAGAAGUGGUCGCGCGUCGUGCAGCGAAACCAGCAAGCAGUCCAGCUCCAGUUGGGAGUGUCGACAGCGCACAGAGGCGGCGAGGAACCGACGGAGGUGCGGUCGCUGUCCCACGCCCUUUCCGACUUCAAGGCGCAAGACGCCUUCGAAGACGCACUCCUCGCGGCCGUGAACGCGGACGGCGUCUCGGAUCAAAAACUCAAGGAAAGCGGCGGUCUCGGACCCGCCGAUGCGAUCAAGCGGCAAGCGGAGCAGCGGCAAGUGGCGAGGCUGAAGUUUCUCCUCUUCAGUGAGCAGAAGCGGGCGCGGCGUCUGAAGCGCAUCAAGAGCAAAAUCUCUCGGAAAAAACGGAAACAAGCAGAGCGCCGCGAAGAAGAGAAGAUCAUGGAGAAGCUAGAAGCGGGCAACCCCGUCCUGGCCGAGGAACUCCGGAAGAAAUACGAAGAAAAACGCGCAAAGAUGCGCCUGCUGCGUCAACAGAACGCUCGCGCCAAAUGGGCAGCGCUCGCCACGCGUUUCGGAGGCAGAGACAUUCAGCAAGAAAUCAGCCGGCAAAAACAGCGCGAGGUGGAUGAGAGGCGCACGGUGGAGCGUCUAGCCAAGCGUCGCCCAGGAUCGUCCGACGCCUCAGGCUCUGAGGGAUCGACGUCUUCCUCGGAAGAAGAUGCGAGCGACGAGGAACCGUCGGCCGGCGAGAAGGCGCGUCUGUUGCGGCGACUGACGCGCGAGGCUGCGGAUUUGCAGGAGGCACUGCCCACGAAAGGUUUGCUGGCGCUCCCCUUCAUGCGGCGGGGCUUAGAGAGGAGGCGAGAACGGAAUCGGCGGGAAAUCGACAGGAUGCGCAGGGGCGGGGACAGCGACGCGGAGGCGAGCGACGCCUCCGGCACGCGCGAGACGCGAGGCGAAGACGCGAGCGAUUUGGAAAGCACCGUCGACGAGACGGAGGAACGCGAGGCACGUGAAGCCGAGGAACCUGCGGCGGAGAAAGCGGACGCGGUGGCGAAGCACGAGGCUCGGAAAACGCUGGACCCGCGGGCCGUGGAGGCCGCGGAGCAUGCGCUGGCGGGACGGUUCCAGUUUUUUGAGCUGCGCGAGGAGGGCGGCGCGGCGAAGGCGACACAGGCGCCAGAAAUUCCAAAGGUCCCAACGGCGAAAGCGGAAACUGGCAAGGACACGGCGACGAGCGCAGGGGCGAAGCCGUUUGCGUCCGCGGCGGCCGCGCGGGCCUUCUUCGCGGCGGAGCUCAAGAAGGACGAGGCGAAGCUCGCAGAAGUUGACGCCCAGCGCAGCCGCGAAAUCCACGAGAACGCGUGGGCGGCGCGCGCGGAGCGCAUGCAGGAGCGGCAGAGAGAACGACAGGACUUGGAGAAGAACGUCCAAGAGGCGAAUCCAUGGCUUCACCCCCAGAAAAAGAGAAAAGUCGACAAAGCUGGACACACCGACGCCUCAGCCCAGGAGCUAGCGACACUCCUGAACGCGUCUUCUGAGUCAGAGACGGAGGACGUCUCUGCUCGGCGGGGGUCGACUAUGCGCGGCAGAAACGCGUCGAGAGAAGCCCAGCGCGAGCUGAUUCAGCAGGCCUUCGUCUGCGAUGAAGACGCUGAAGAGGAAUUCCACGAACAGCUGCGCGAAGAAGAAGAAAAGGUAGAGGAAGACGGCGAUUUUCUCCCCGGUUGGGGCUCCUGGCAUGGCCACGGCGUGCGGCCCCGCAAGCGUCCGGAGGCUGCGCAGGCGCAGAAAACUUCGCAAAUGGAAAAGAAAAAGAAAUCGACGGUGUACAUCAACAACGCGCUCGACCGCAAAGCGGCCAAGUAUUUCGUCCCCGAGCUACCGCGACCGUACACGGCGAAGGACCAGUACGAGUCGACUUUGCAUCGACCCACAGGGCCAGAAUGGAACACGUCGGCGGUCUUCAACCGGCUCAUCGCCCCGAAAAUCAACGUCAGAGUUGGAGCGGUCCUCCCGCCUCUGCAAGUGGCUCGGAGACACUUGGACCCGGCGCAGAGAGACGCUCUCUUAGAGGCGUGGGACACCAAAGCAGGCCGAAAGCAGAGAACGAAAACGCGACUCUAG